Messenger RNA from Cynoglossus semilaevis (tongue sole), 1427 nucleotides. RefSeq names its product immunoglobulin superfamily, member 5b (gene igsf5b). The record is from RefSeq and is a predicted model, not a curated record. The transcript has 11 exons. Lineage: Eukaryota; Metazoa; Chordata; Actinopteri; Pleuronectiformes; Cynoglossidae. Bases 161 to 1249 code for a protein of 362 amino acids.
GGACAAAGUUCCCACUGACUUCACUAAUGGUUAACCACACAUUUUUGGGUGACACCUCUGAGCAGGAGCUGCAGGACGGGGCAGGAACGGCAGCAUUGUUGACAUGUGUCGUGACUGUGUGACACAGACCUGCACAGACGCCAAUCUGAGGCCUUAAACCAUGGUCGUCCAUUUGUUGUUGCUGCUGCUGUCGUACAGGAACGAGGCAUCAGCAGCUCAGAUGAAGCUGUUCCCUCAGACGCUCACCGUCCUGCGGGGGGACGAGGCUCGCUUCACCUGCAGCGCCCUCACCCCCCAGUGGACGGUCAUGGUGUGGCUGUUGAACGGCACGACGGCGCUCACCAUCUCCAAGGUGCACGGCGUGCUACACUCCAGCAACCCCAACAUCACCGCCCAGCAGGUGACGGCGGGGUCGGAGGGCGACGGCUGGAUGUUUGUCCUGAAGGACACGCGGAGGUCGAACGAGGGAACGGUCACCUGUGACCUCCAGGGCAUCGAGAGCAGAUCGGCUGUUCUGUUUGUACAAGAAGGAGGCGCUGUGACAGUCACAGGAGACGACGGGUGGGCUCUGAAGGGUCGCUCUGUGGUGUUCGACUGUCGGGCAGAGGGGUGGUACCCUGAACCUGGUCUGCAGUGGCAGCUGAACGACAGGGAGGUGAUCCAGUCUGAGUCCAACGUCAGCAGUGAAGAGUCGGAGAGCGGUCGACUCUUCACCGUGUCCAGCCGCCUGGUGGUGGCGGCGGUGAGGAGCUCUCGUGUGUCUUGUCUGGCCGCGGUGUCUGCCAUGUCCACACCGGUGAAGAGCAGCGUCCGUCUGACAGUAGUUGCAGAGGUGUUGCAGGAAGGAGGCGAGUGCACGGUGCCUGUGGCGGUCACCUCCUCCCUCGCCGCGCCCCUGCUGCUCCUGCUGCUCCUGCUGCUCUGCAGCGCCGUCGUCCUCUGCUGCAGACGACGGAGACCAGACAGACCGUCUGGACCCGAGGACAUGUGGUUCAGCCGAUCGGUGACGGAGGGACGUAAAGUCGAUGACGUCACCAGAGCGAGGACCAAUCUGGGAUUCUCUACAGACGGGCCCACGGAUGCAGAUUACAAUGACGUUGUGGUGGAAAUUCGUAGAAAGAUGGAGAGUGUUUACAAGGUCCCUGACGUCGUCCACUCCAGGACCCCGUCCGUCCACAGCGAGGGUCACAUCCAGGUGUGUCCGUCAGAGGAGAACGCCAUGAACAUCAGAAGAAUCACCACAGUCUGAAGACGUGGACGAAAGAAAAUCUCCAAAUAUUUGAACAGAAGGGGUCAAAGGUCGACGACCGUUUCAUUUAUAUAAAUAUAUGAAAAUAUUGCAGACGGUUUCAUGUUCAUUUUUAUAUAUUUUUCUUGAUCGUCACGUCCUGUUGUCGUUGAUAAAGUCGUUGAUAAAGUCUGAUCUG